AUGUGAGAGAGAAGGAUAUAGUGCCAAGCCUUGACCAAGUUUCGUAACGUUCCGUCUAUCUCUCUCUUCCUGAUUAUUUCACAGCGAAUCCCAGGGUGUCUAUCCUUCUCUUAUCGCCUUUGUUGACUGUUCGCGCGUCGAAAGCCUGAAAAUGUAGAAAGCAGAUAUUAGUUUUAAGUUUUAAAAUUUCCUGAGCUUUCGUGUGAUUUUAUACGGUUUUGUGGUGCUUUCUAUUGUUCGUGAUAUUUUGUUUUAUACAAGCUCACCCCUUUCCCGGCGCCUUUAUGCACCAGUUCCCUGGGGUAGCUUCCACCUGUGACCCUCUUGUGUACCCUUCCUUUAUCCACUGGGUUCUCUCUGAAAGUAUCUGCUUUCUCGCGAGUUUUUCGGUUUCUACAGUGCUCAAUUCGGUUUAGUGUGUGUUAUGCAACCGUGAAUACCUUUGUGUUUCAAAUCGGCCAACAAUGGAAUAACUUCACCCCCCUGGACGAAUCUUUUUAAGGAUGUCCGAACCGGAGACGCCGACAACGCCCUACAUGGCUAAUAACACGAGCGCGGAUCAGUCAGCCGCGCAGGAUAUCUGGUUGGAUUGGGACACGGAGGAAAACGAGAGCGAUGCCGAGAAGUCCAACUCGGACGCGCGCGCGCCGCCGCCGCCGCCAACCCACCUCGUGAGAAUCAAAGAAGAACCGGUGAGCCCCAGCCAGAGUCCCGAGCCGCCCUAUGAAAGCGAGGAGAUGACCCAAGCACCAAUGGUGGAAGUCAACGUCAAGAUGGAGAACCCCAGCCCGCCUCCGUCCCCACAGCAACACCAAUCGGCCGAAGAGGACGCCGACGAAGCACCUAACGACGGCAACGAGGCAGAAGACGGUAACGAACCUGAUGGCGGCAACGGUGAAGAUGCCGGCGAACCACAGGACGAAGACGAACCGGACGAUGUACCUGAUGACAGGCCUGAACCAGUCGACAUCAACUCGCCCGAAGACUUGCUCAUCAACGGCGAGGACGGUCGGGGCGAAGACGAUGACCUCUUCGAGUACAACUGCCACUUCUGCUUCGCCGCCUUCCGCAACAAGACGCAGCUCAAGGAGCACUACAAGGUCGGACACAGCACCAACUCGGCGCUCAGGUGCAACACGUGCGUCAUGACCUUCAGGCAAAAAAGGGACUACACGCGGCACAUGCGGAUGCACAUCACCGGCAAGAACCUCCGCUGCGACCGGUGCCUCGUCAAGUUCGAGUCCGAGCGGCAGCUCAUCGACCACGUCCUCGACAAGCACUUCGACGACUGCAAGUUCAUCUGCGAGUACUGCGACGCACCCUUCACGUACAAGGAAGACCUCCUCAUGCACAAAUUCGAAGAGCACACCGGGUUCCAAGACGGCUACCGCUGCGAGCACUGCAACGUCGGCUUCAAGAGGAAAAGGAUGCUCGAGCUUCACGUCCAGUCCGUCCACCUGGAGCUGUUUAAGUGUCAGAUAUGCAGGAUCACGAUAACCGAUAGGAUCGAGUAUAGGAAGCACACGCGAGCGCACACCCGGACCGACGCGCGGAAGGCUUUCUGCGACGCCUGCGGCUCCAGGUUCAAGUACAACCGAACGCUCAAGAUGCACCGGCUGGUCUGCCUGGGCCGUCGACUCAACUUGAUGCGUUUUGCCGAAGAGGCGCCUGGAAGCCCGCCGGGGCCGGACAAAAACUUGUCGAACACGAAGGACGACGACCCGAAGAUCGUGGGGUCAAGUAUAGCCAAGGUAAUUUUCGACGGGGACAAGCUCGUGACUCUACAUCAAGGUCACGUCCAUCAUAAAGGUGUCUCGGACGUGUUGAUCGGGGGCGUCAACGUGACGGUCGGAGAGCGGUCCGAAGUUGUGGAAGUCACUGCCGAAGAGUAUCCGGGACGGAAAGUGAACAUCGAAAUCUACAAAGCCGCCAAACCCGCGGAACCGCCCAAAGAAGCAACUCCACCCCCUCAGAACACCGGAGGAUACACAGAUAGGGUUUAUAGGAGCUACGCGCGGGAUUACCGGAUCAAAGAUAGCAACGAAGGACAAAGCAUUGACCCCUCUGUUUUUUGUAGCUCUCAGUUGGGCGAAACAAUCGAACCACUGGGUGGCGGUGAGUUGACUAUCACCGUCGAAAACGUAGAGGUGCCCAGUUCCAGCGACGCUCCCAACGAAGAUCCACUCACGAACGGAGCUUCACCGAACCCCUCCGAAAACGCAGAAUGUGAUACAACCCAUGAUAGGACGCCGUCGGCUCUCUCGCACAAUUCCAACGCGGAAAGCGACACCCCCGCCCCGAGCGAGGCUUCCUCCAGCAACGACAACAACCAAUCCUUGUCGUCCACCACCUCCGAGGCCCCCGUCGAAAACAAGAAGAUCCUUUUAACCACCGACAUGGUCAAAGAAGAGACGUUCAGGAAGCGGAGGAGGAAGCCGCCCCCGGAACCCGAGGAGCCUGUCGAGAAGAUGUCCUUAGCGGAGAUCCUGGAGGCCGUCGAGUCGUGCAGCCCGGCCGUGCGAAUACCGCGCAAGCCCGGCAUCAAAACGGAAGACGGCUUCGUCGACAACAUCUACAAGGCCCACGAACUGCCGGAAAAAACCCUCCUGGCCCUGAAGGCGCACGGUCUGCCGCGGGUCAUCAAGAAGCCUCGCCUGCUGAGCGAAACUAUUCAUCAAGCCAUGUCCCUCCGCGGGCACGGCUCCGAAACCGGUUUCACGUGCAAGACCUGCGACGCCGAGUUCGUCUUCAAGUACGACCUGAUACGUCACGAGCGCACCGCCCACGCCGCCGUCCUCAAGUGCACGCAGUGCUCCUUCACGUUCACCAAAAAGGAGGAACUCGCCCAGCACACCCUGGAGACCCACUUCCGGCGGACCGGGCCGCGGAUCGGCUCGGGGCUCGGUCUCUUCGAAAGCCUCCUGGCCAAGAAGAAAGCGGUGAUGCCUGUGCCGCCUGGCAGCGUGCUUCCCACAGCCCCGCCGCCCGACUCGAUGCCCGAACAGAACUUCUCGUGCGAGAACUGUGAUGCGAAUUUCGCCUACGAGGCCGAGCUCAACCACCACAUGCGGAUCCACGGGACCGAAUUCAAGUGCAACGCCUGCAAGGCCUCUUUCAGGGAGAAAAGCGCACUGGCUAAACACAUGCUCUCCGUCCAUUUCUGAGGUCCGUCGUGGGUGGAUCUUGGGUCUUCGCAAGGAUUCCACCUCGAGAAACAAUUCGUUCCUCGUAACCACUGUUCUUAUUGAUCUCCGAGUUCCCAUAAUUUCAUGGUAUUUUUGUCGCUCGGAAAAGUCUGGUAGUGAGCACCAGACUGCGUGGCUUUAUGAUGCUCCUGAGGAAAUUUAGCAGCCGGUAAUACUCUUGGUAGUUGAAGCAUACGUUUGUUAGAUCUUGGACGUAUUCGGACUGAUCUCAGGAAGUCAUCACUGAUUACCAGAUUUUUCGGAAAGCAUACUUAGCAUGACAGUGUAGCUCCCACUACCAGACUUUUUUUCCGCUCGUGGGAAAUGGCUUUUCUAUCGUGUUAGACGUUAAUUUUGCCGAUCGUAGUGAAGAUACCGUAAAAUGUGAUGUAAGAGGGUGUUCCAAGAAAAUCUUGCCCGUAACUCAGUGAAAUGGGGAACAGUGUUCUGUCUUCCUCCUACAAUUUUAGGAGCCACCUUGACAUGAUGGUCGAAAUUCUAGAAGCCGUCCACAAGUUUUUAGAAGCCAAA
Molecule: messenger RNA, 3716 nt
Organism: Bemisia tabaci
Lineage: Eukaryota; Metazoa; Arthropoda; Insecta; Hemiptera; Aleyrodidae
Biological process (GO): regulation of transcription by RNA polymerase II
Cellular component (GO): nucleus
Molecular function (GO): RNA polymerase II cis-regulatory region sequence-specific DNA binding; DNA-binding transcription activator activity, RNA polymerase II-specific
Source: RefSeq, a predicted model, not a curated record